Rosa rugosa (rugosa rose) is the source of this 1991-nucleotide messenger RNA. Its product is annotated as protein ZINC INDUCED FACILITATOR-LIKE 1-like. Gene Ontology annotation, cellular component: plasma membrane; plant-type vacuole membrane. NCBI's taxonomy places the organism in Eukaryota, Viridiplantae, Streptophyta, Magnoliopsida, Rosales, Rosaceae. The coding region runs from base 268 to 1743 and encodes 491 amino acids. Gene Ontology annotation, molecular function: solute:potassium antiporter activity. The record is from RefSeq and is a predicted model, not a curated record. Gene Ontology annotation, biological process: regulation of stomatal closure; transmembrane transport. The transcript is spliced from 17 exons.
GGCUGGAGGAGCAUUUGGUUCGGUCCCCAUAACUUUGUCGUUCAUAUUUCUCUUCAAAUCAUUAUCAUUGUCAUGAUUGUAACACUUGCAAUGACACUGUGUGUUCUUUUGCUGACGCAUGCAAUGAGCCAAUGAUGGCAAUCAUAUAUUAUGCAUCAUUUAUUUGAGUGAAAACCCAUCGAGUAUUUUCAGUUCUUCAUUGGGUUGAGCUGUGGAUAUAAUCAAACAGGGGGUGGUGGGUGUUUCUUGAAUCAAAAGAAAGCAAGGAUGGCGGCAGAGAAUGAGGAGCAUAGGGAAAGCUUGUUGAAGAAGGUAUACUAUGAAAACUGCCCGGGUUGUAAGGUGGAAGAGGAGAAGGCGUUGCAACGAGGCGUUCCUGUUCGAAAGCUUGUGGCUAUCUGGGGGAUCGUGCUCUCUGCUGCGCUGCCAAUAUCAUCUCUAUUUCCAUUUCUUUAUUUUAUGAUUAGGGAUUUUCAUAUUGCAAAAAGAGAUGAAGAUAUUGGCUUCUAUGCUGGGUAUGUAGGGUCUUCGUAUAUGCUUGGACGAGUACUGACUUCAGUUUUCUGGGGAAUAGUGGCUGAUCGCUACGGUCGAAAACCUGUCAUAAUAAUAGGGACUAUUUCAGUGGUUGUUUUCAAUACUCUCUUUGGACUCAGUGUAAAUUUUUGGAUGGCCAUCAUUACAAGAUUUCUUCUUGGAAGUUUAAAUGGUUUGCUUGGACCAAUAAAGGCAUAUGCAAGUGAAGUCUUUCGGGAAGAACAUCAAGCUUUAGGAAUGUCAACAGUUAGCACAGCAUGGGGUAUCGGAUUGAUCAUUGGCCCAGCUUUGGGAGGAUUCUUUGCCCAGCCAGCAGAGAAAUAUCCCACUAUAUUUUCUGCAGACUCUGUAUUUGGGAGGUUCCCAUACUUCUUACCUUGCCUUUGUAUAUCGCUUUUUGCACUUGGAGUAACCGUUGCAUGUUUCUGGCUUCCGGAAACUUUACACAAUCACAAUGAAAAUGCCAGAUUACAUGAUGAUUCCUUUGAAGCAUUGGAAACUGCAUCAUGUGGGUCAGAUGCAAAUGAAAUAGAACAAAAAACUGAAGAACAAAUACCUAAACAAAACCUCGUGAAGAAUUGGCCGUUAAUGUCAUCAAUCAUUGUUUAUUGUGUUUUCUCACUCCAUGACAUGGCUUAUACAGAGAUAUUCUCAUUAUGGACCGAGAGUCCUCGAAAGUUAGGGGGUUUGAGCUAUUCAACUGAGGAUGUGGGUGAAGUUCUUGCAAUUUCAGGUUUUGGUCUUUUUGUCUUUCAAAUUACUCUGUACCCGUAUGUGGAAAAGAUGCUGGGUCCUGUAAGAAUUGCUCGCAUUGGAGGGGUUUUGAGUAUACCUCUUUUGUCAAGCUACCCCUUUAUAGCAUUGUUAUCCGGGUUCUCCCUCUCCGUGCUGUUAAAUAUUGCAUCUCUGCUGAAAAAUGUCAUGUCUAUCACGAUCGUCACUGGCCUGUUCAUUCUCCAAAACAGAGCUGUGGACCAACAUCAAAGAGGUGCUGCCAAUGGAAUUGCUAUGACUGCAAUGUCUCUGUUCAAGGCAGUUGGUCCAGCUGGUGGUGGUGCAGUGUUUUCUUGGGCACAAAAACGCCUGGAUGCUUCCAUUCUACCUGGUAUCCAGAUGGUUUUCUUCAUCUUGAAUCUGGUGGAAUUAAUUGCAGUUCUCAUGACAUUUAAACCAUUUCUUACUGUACGUGAUGAUAGAACGGGAUGAAACCCCAUGGAAGUUCAAUCUACGUUUAGAAAACAAAAAAUGAACAUUAUUAUGGACUCAUUGAAUGCCUUAUCUGUAGUUGUAGUUGUCCCGACAUCUAUACCGAGGUUUUGGAGUUAUUUGGAAGCAAUGCUGUAUUCAUUCAAUCGGGAAAAUAAAUCUGAGGAUUUUAUGUUGUAUGUAAUUGAAAUUCCGCGUGGGAAAAUUUCUAUAGCAUUACGCAAUAUAGUCAAAGUUAUUUGGUUGCA